UUUCCUUACUACUUCGUAUAAUGUGAGAAAUAUUUGAUAAAUCUAAAUGCUUUAAAGGAGUGAGAAUAGUGGCCUGGCUUCGAAAGAAACGAAGGCGCGUGUAGAGCGAGAUAUUAGAGCAGGAAUUCACAGCAUGGCGAAGUGCAUCGGCGUCCGGAGGCGGUCGCUGCGCCCGCGGGCCCCGCCCUCCGAGCCGCUGCUGCCGCUGCUGCUGGCCCUGCUGGCGGCCCCGGCGUGCCGCGGCCAGAUGCCGGGCGGCGGCGUCGUCGGCGGCGGGGUCGCGCUGCCGGGGCCGCGCCUGGGCCAGGGGCGCGUGGUGCACGUCUCGGACGAGGACCUGAUGGCCAGCCACAACCGCUGCGAGCCCAUCACCAUCCGCCUGUGCAAGGACAUCCAGUACAACUCGACCAUCAUGCCCAACCUGCUCAACCACCACGACCAGGAGGAGGCGGGCCUCGAGGUGCACCAGUUCUUCCCGCUGGUCAAGGUGCAGUGCUCGCCCGACCUGCAUUUCUUCCUGUGCAGCGUGUACGUGCCCGUGUGCACCAUCAUGGACCGGCCGCUGCCGCCGUGCCGCCACCUGUGCCUGUCGGCCAAGGAAGGCUGCGAGGACCUCAUGAACAAGUUCGGCUUCCAGUGGCCCGAGUCGCUGGACUGCAACAAGUUCCCGGCCAGCCCGCAGGAGGAGCUGUGCGUGGGCGAGAACAACACGUCGCCGCACACGGGCUCGGGCCCGUCGUUCCCGCCGCCGCGGCCGCCCACCGGCCCCACCUACGCCGGGAAGGACUUCCAGUGCCCGCUGCACUUCAAGGUGCCCAAGCGCCUCGAGUACAAGUUCCGCGUCGGCGGCGUGGAGGCGGCCGACUGCGGCGCGCCCUGCCACGGCAUGUUCUUCAACGAGGAGGAGCUGCGGUUCUCGCGGCACUGGGUGGGCGGGUGGGCGGCCGUGUGCCUGGCCUCCACCACCUUCACCAUCGCGUCCUUCCUGGCCGACGUGCGGCGCUUCCGCUACCCCGAGCGCCCCAUCAUCUUCAUCAGCAUGUGCUACUGGUUCAUCGCCGCCACCUACGUGCUGGGCCUCGUGCAGGGCGACCGCGUGGCCUGCGACGAGCCCUGGGACCCGCCGCAGUACCUGCCGGAGCUGCGGGAGCACAUGGUGCGCACCAUCACGCAGGGCGUGGACCGCGAGUGGUGCACCAUCGUGUUCAUGACGCUCUACUUCUUCUCCAUGGCCGCCUCCAUCUGGUGGGUCGUCCUGACGCUCACCUGGUUCCUGGCGGCCGGCCUCAAGUGGAGCCACGAGGCCAUCGAGAACAACUCCGCCUGGUUCCACGUCGCCGCCUGGGCCAUCCCCGCCGUCAAGACCAUCAUCAUCCUGGCCACCAAGAAUGUCGAAGGUACGCCCGCGACGCCCUCCUGGUGGGGCCAAGGGUUCAAGGGGUGGGGGGGCGGGGGCUCUCCCUCGCUCUCCCUCGGGGUCGCCGUCGCAAGACUUGGGGGAUCUGUCUCUCUGUCUGAACCUCGUCUUCAGGCACUUCCUGGCAACACUCUGCAUCACGUUUGGGUUCAAAAUCAGCAGAUGAACAGAAUGAUAUGA
This is a messenger RNA of Penaeus chinensis, 1597 nucleotides long. RefSeq names its product frizzled-1-like. Gene Ontology annotation, biological process: canonical Wnt signaling pathway; non-canonical Wnt signaling pathway. Lineage: Eukaryota; Metazoa; Arthropoda; Malacostraca; Decapoda; Penaeidae. The record is from RefSeq and is a predicted model, not a curated record. Bases 134 to 1597 code for a protein of 487 amino acids. Gene Ontology annotation, cellular component: plasma membrane. The transcript has a single exon. Gene Ontology annotation, molecular function: Wnt receptor activity; Wnt-protein binding.